AUGCAGCGACGAUCCAAAACUCGAACACCAUUGAGUGAGACUAGCACACGGCUGCCUGGCUUCGACUCUCCCUCGGCACGACGCGGGCUCCAGAUGUCUCGCAAGUCUUUGUAUAGAGGAGGGCCAUAUGACAGCUGGUCAAUCCUAGCCGGUGGCAUGCCUAGCUUCCAGGGAUUCAGAGGCGAAAAUGACCACCAUCGGACCAACCUCCCCGGCUGCUACAAGGAGCACAGUCUAACAUGGUCCGAUGGAGUGCCGACAUCCUACUUCCGAGGGACAGUUCCUUCCGACACCCACUUCCCAGAUAUCUCAGCCGAGAAGGGCAAAGGUUUCUUUUUGGUUGUUAUGGUUUUGACCAUCUUCUUCCCACCUGUGGGCGUACUCGCACUCUGGGGUGUGUUUGACUCCACUAUCUCGUGGUGUACGCAUGGCGAACUAUCUGUUUUUACUGUUGACCAGCGAGGGACACUGAAGCAACAGCUUGUUGUGGAGGCGAUCCUUUAUCCUGUGCUCAUCAUUGCUCUGGCCGUGUCUUAUUCUCUCGCUGGCUAA
Molecule: messenger RNA, 552 nt
Organism: Clonostachys solani
Lineage: Eukaryota; Fungi; Ascomycota; Sordariomycetes; Hypocreales; Bionectriaceae
Source: the annotation of a GenBank genome assembly